CACAUCAGCUGAUCCUCAAGGUCACAAAAGCUGUCAUUUCAUAACAAACGCUGUGAUAAGUCAUGUCUAGUAGUAGUAGGACCGGUUCUGAACAUAUGUAGUCUCUGUUUUCAAUAUUUUUUUUAACUUUAUUAAAAAUGUUCUUAGGUUUCGAUUUUAGUACUCAACAGUUGAAAAGUAUUGUUGUUGAUGAGAAAAGAGAUGUAAAAUAUGAAGCUCAUGUUUCCUUCGACCAUGAUUUACCAGAGUUCAGGACCCAUAAAGGUGUGGUCAGAAGUGAAAAAAAAGUGGUUACUGCUCCAGUACUUAUGUGGGUUAAGGCUGUCGAUAUGAUUCUUGAACGACUACGUGUCUGCGGUGCUGAUUUUUCAAAAGUUAUUGCAAUAUCUGGUACAGCUCAGCAACAUGGCACUGUAUACUGGGCAGCAGGAGCAGAGGAACAGCUUAAAGGACUUGAUGAUGCACAGUUCCUUCAUUCUCAGUUGGCUUCGUGCUUCACUAUUACAUCUUCCCCUAUUUGGCAGGAUUCUAGUACGACAGCCCAGUGCAGGGCUUUGGAGGAAGCAGUCGGAGGGCCAGAAGAAUUGGCUAAAAUAACUGGUUCUAAAGCCUUUGAAAGGUAUUCGGCAGCUCAGAUAAUGAAGAUAUUUGAAACGAAGUCUACUGCAUACAAGAACACUGAGAGAAUAUCUCUUAUAAGUAGUUUUGCCUGUUCACUAUUCUUAGGCAAAUAUGCACCUAUUGAUUAUUCUGAUGGAUCUGGAAUGAACCUUUUAGACAUCACUGAGAAAAAGUGGUCAGACAAAUGUCUUAAUGCAUGUGCACCUGACUUGGCUCAGAAAUUGGGUGACCCUGUACCAUCCAACACAAUAUUGGGAAAAAUAUCAAACUAUUAUGUCGAGCGAUUUGGAUUUAGCGAGGAAUGUUCUGUUGUAGCUUUCACUGGCGAUAAUCAGUCUACAAUUGUAGGUCUUGGCUUAAAGGAAAAUGAUAUUGCAGUUUCUUUAGGUACUAGUGACACUUUGAUAAUGUGGACUUCUUCGCCGAGUCCUAUUGAUGGUGGUCAUAUUCUCCUGAGUCCUGUCCCUUCUCAUGAGUAUAUAGUACUCAUAUGUUUUAAAAAUGGCUCUGUUACUAGAGAAAGAAUACGUGACAGUUAUGCUUCAGGUUCAUGGGAAAUAUUUGAUAAACUUUUAAACUCUUCCCCGAGAGGAAACCUUGGAUAUUUUGGCUUGUAUUAUGACCAUGAUGAAAUCACAGUUCCUCUUGUUGGAGAGUUUAGGUUUGACAGUUAUAACAACAUUAUGGACAAGUUUCCUGCUUCAGAAAUUGAAGUAAGGUCACUACUUGAAGGUCAAUUUAUCGCAAAGCGAUCUAUGCUGGAAGAGUAUGGUUUGGAUUUAGGUAAAAAUACAAGAAUUAUUGCUACUGGUGGGGCAUCCAUUAACAUCGGUAUUCUUCAAGUUCUUUCAGAUGUUUUCAAUGCUCCAGUAUAUACAAUAGAAGAAUGCAAUUCAGGAGUUUUGGGAGCAGCAUUCAGAGCCCAAGAAGCGCUAGGAGGAGGAGGAGAUCACCUGGUUACUGAUGGCUCGAUGACUCUUGUUGCAACACCUUUUAAAAAUGCUGGCGAGGUUAUAAGCUAUAAUUUUAUAUAUUUUUUUUUAAUCUUGCCCAACAAAUCCAUUCAUUAUCUGUAGUUUCGGUUGUAAAACAUGGUAACUGGC
Messenger RNA from Nezara viridula (southern green stink bug), 1724 nucleotides. NCBI's taxonomy places the organism in Eukaryota, Metazoa, Arthropoda, Insecta, Hemiptera, Pentatomidae. The record is from the annotation of a GenBank genome assembly.